This is a messenger RNA of Protomyces lactucae-debilis, 3495 nucleotides long. Its product is annotated as glycosyl transferase family group 2-domain-containing protein. Lineage: Eukaryota; Fungi; Ascomycota; Taphrinomycetes; Taphrinales; Protomycetaceae. The record is from RefSeq and is a predicted model, not a curated record. The coding region runs from base 470 to 3142 and encodes 890 amino acids. The transcript has a single exon.
AGGUGAGCUGCACUUGAGCAGUGAGCACCUAGCAGUGAGCAGUGCCAGUUAGCAGUAAGUCAGUGAGUCAGCAGUCGUUGUCUCGUUGCAGUUUGUCGGUGUUGGUGGCUGCAAUGAGGCGUCUGUUGGCUGCAGCUUCCCAAUCCAGCAGCCACAAGCGAAGAGGCUUUUCCUGACCUGAUCCGGACCUCCAACGACACAAACCGGUACCAAGCAGCAGCCGGGGCGAGGGCGCGCACUGUAAUGCAUCUCGAGCUCGUGGGCCUUAAUCCUCGUCGCCGGGGCCAGUCCUCAGAGCUGAGACCUUCUAGGCGACCUGAAAGUAUAGCGCGCGAUUGCAUGGUUCUCUAGUUUACUUGCUUACUUCACACCGUACUUCUACUUACACAGCUACAACCUUCGCCGCAACAACCUAGACUUCCUCCUUUCAGUCUGAGCGCAGCUGGUACUGUGAUCGCAGCACGACGCCAUGAGUUCUGUCGGCCGCUUGUUUUCGAGAGCGAAAAAGGUCGUCGGCACAACAGCUGUAGCGUACAAGGCGCCAGAGUCUUCGUCGCCUGUCCCUCCGCCAGAGAACCGGCGGAAGCGCUCGCAAGCAGGCCUGCUGAAUGGUAAAGUCACUGAAGAAAAUGCCGAUCUGCUGGGCGAGAUGGCCUGGCUGGCAGAUAUUGAUGAGUCGGAUUUGAUGCUGGAACAUCUCUUCGAGGUUGCUGAAGGAAACGACUGGUUUGAUAUCGACGAAGAGGAGGCACAGAUGCAGCUCAUGACGAUCCGCGCUGGCGUGGGUCAGUAUGUUUCGCGACCACUCGGCACUGAGAUCACGCCACUGGAGCUUAUCGCCCAGGGUCUCAAUUGUGACGCAGCCAUGCUCAUGUGCACAGAUGCGACAAGAGUAUUGCUUGACUGCACGCCGCCGACCGCUAGAAACAUUGUCAUUGGCGGUGAGAUUGUCAAGCUUGUGGACAACAUCUUGCCUUUCCCAGCCUAUGACGGUACCAAAGUCCGCGGCAUUUGCUUUGUCAAGGAGCUCGAUGGCUGUAUCAUUUGGAAUGAGGAUGCUUCAACCAUCAACGACUAUGCGCGAAAGUGGGACGAAAUCAUCACCAGACUAGUCUUCUCUGAAAAGGAGAAGCUCACGGACCAGAGCAUCUUUGGUACGGAGCAAGACUUCCAAAAGAACCACAAAAACAUCUUUGAGCAGGGUCUAUCAGACGAAGAAGCAGCCGUCGAGGCAGAAAGGCCGACUAUGAUCCUGUGGCCGAUGACAGUGGCCGUGACAUUUAUCGUCAUGGGCGCUCUCAUGGGUACUGUGCUCAAAGAGGUCGUCAUCGAAUUCAUGCAAAGCAAGGAUCUCAAGAACCUCCUCUUCCUCAUCACCAUCCCGCUUGUUGGCAUGAUGGUCGCCUUCUUCCUUUCUAUUAUCUCUGCAGGAGUAUUCCAGAUCAUUGGACCUAUCAACCACAUGCAGACCAAUUCUCGCAACUACUCUGCAAAGCCGCCAACUUCUACUAUUGCAAGGUCUGAUUUGCCACACGUCACAAUUCACUGUCCAGUGUACAAGGAAGAUCUCUGGGAUGUCAUUGAUCCCACUAUACAAUCCUGCAGAACAGCCAUCGCCACAUACCAAGCGCAAGGUGGUACCGCCAGUAUUCUCGUCGCUGACGAUGGUGCUCAAUUGCGGUCUGCCGCUGAUCAACAUGUUCGUGAAGAGUAUUACCGAGCCAACGAUGUCGCUUGGACUGCACGUCGUCCGCACGGCCAAGAUGGCUACCUUCGUGAAGGUCUAUUCAAGAAGGCUUCCAACCUCAAUCACUGCAUUCGUCUGUCUGAGGAUGUCGAACGGCGCUUUCAGGAAAUGAAGGGUGACGCAGAAGGCGAUCUUGAAACUUACAACAUGGCUCGCAAAGAAAUUCUCGCUGAGCGCAACAAUGUCGAUUGGGCCACUGGCGACUUAUCGCUUGGUUCACUUGUGCUCAUUAUUGACUCUGAUACGCGUAUCCCGGUCGAGUGUAUCUUGUCUGGUGUGCUCGAGAUGCGCGACUCGCCAGAAGUGGGCAUCUUGCAACACACAGGUGACGCCCUCAUUGUCUCUGGAGACUUUUGGGAGAUGGGUAUGGCACACUUCAUUCGCAUGGUCUUUUUCGGUAUUCGCUACACAGUUGCUGGAGGUGAUUUAGCGCCUUUCCUCGGUCACAAUGCCUUUCUGCGCUGGUCUGCUGUAGCUGAAGUGGCUCGUGAAGGACUCAAUGGUGAAUUGCAUUGGUGGUCAGAGGAUCAUGUCUCUGAAGACUUUGAGUUGGCCAUGCGCCUGCAAACUGUUGGAUACAGUACCCGUCUCGCUUCCUACUUUUCGACAGAAUUUCUCGAAGGUGUGUCUCUCACAGUUUAUGACGAGAUUGCUCGAUGGACCAAGUACGCUUGGGGCUGCUCUGAGCUCAUGUUCAAUCCUUUCAAGUUUUGGUUUUCCAAGGGCCCCUUUGGACCUAUAGUUAAGGCUUUUCUCAAGUCAAAGCGUGUGCCGGUCGCUGCCAAGUGUUCAUCGCUCUUUUACAUGUGGACAUACUGGAUUAUUGCGUCGUCUUGGAUCUAUUGCGUUGUCAACUUUGUCGCUUUUGGCUGGUUCACAAACGGCGUCAAUCGCGCCUUUGUCGCUCAAUUUGACGUCCUCGUCGCGGUGUGCAUCAUCUUUGGUCUACACGAUGCGAUUGUCAUUCCGUUUGCCAUGUGGCGACUGAAGGAAGCUGGCAUCAUCUCCGGUAUCAGGGCCACUCUCCGCAAUUUUUGGCUUCCAAUCAUCUUCUUCCAAGGCUUGAGCGUACAUCUCUCAAAGGCGCUCUUGGCACAUUUGUUCAAUGCGAAAAUGACAUGGGGUUCUACAAGCAAGUCAGUAGAGAAUAGGACCUUGGUCGAGGAAAUGCCCAAGAUUUGGCGCAACUACAAGGUCAUGUUUAUCUUGUGUGGUUUUCUCGGUGUGUCAGUCAUUGUUCUAGCAGUUGCCGUGCCGCCGCUCUACCGGAUAGACUCAUUCAAGUCACUCUUCCCAAUUGUUUGGAUGAUUUCUUUCCACUUGGCAAAUCCCUUCGUGCUGCAUGCACAAAGUUAUCUCUCAGAAUUGCUCACGCGGGUCGGACGCAGCAUGUAGAACGCUUCUUAGUGUUUGAUAGAUGAUAUUGAAAUUAUUACAAAAGAGAGAGCCUCCUUUUUCUUUAAGAAUACGCGUGUGUGGAAAGGCUGCUGCAGGUGUCAUGUACCUGCAAUAUCAAGUGGUCUCUCUUUCAAUUGAAACGAAAACUUGUUCUGGAGAAUAGAGGUGGUGGGGAAUUUUGAGUCGAAUCAUGUCUGAACCAGCCAGGCCUAAAGAGACUAGCAGGUUGACAGUAAAAGAAUGAAGCUGUCAUGAAUGAGCGGCCGAUGCUGCAAAGCCAUGUCGAAGAAGGAGAAAAGAGGAAAAGUCAAAAGCCAAAAAGAAAAAAUUGGAUACCGCACCCCAAAUAA